GCGCGCGCGCUCAAUACGGCAGUGGACACGACGAGCGGUCAAAGAAAACUUACUUGGGCAACCUAGGAUAUCAGAAUGGCCAGUCUGUUAGCCGUCACCAGAAUCUACAAACAUACAGCAGUUUAACGACACGGAAUGUUUUACCAGAGACUUGCAUUUGUGUGGGAAUCGGACUACGCGACAAGCAACAAAGAGUAAAGUAACGUCAUACUAAACGAUUGAUUGUUUUCACAAACCAGUCUAUUUAGCUGCUGUAUCUGAGGAGUGAGGAAAGGUCUUGAGAUGAAUUUCUUCGAGAAACGGAGUGUGAGAUCAGGUUCACAUGUGUCCAGCUCUGUGUCUGUGAAGAGUGACCAUUCAAAAGGUGGCAUGCCAAACUUUCGUGAGAAAAAAACAUCUAUUAAAAGGAAAAGAUCAUACUCGCAUGUGUUCAGCUCUGAGUCUGUGAAGAGUGACUGGUCAAAAGGUGAUGUGCCGAACUUCAGUGAGGAAACUAUCAAAAGGUUUAAAUGCAAUACAAUAGAGUCAUACUUCCAGACUCUCGGGAACCAAAAGAAUUUCAAAGACAAUCUCCUAGGAGUCUUCCAUAAUCUUGAGAGCAAAAUAAUCACAUUUCUGAAGGAGGAGCUCAAAAAGUUUAUGAAAAUAUUACAAAAAGUGAACACGCAAUACUUUGUGAAGGACUUUAAUGAGAAUAGAUGCAGUAUCAAAGAAGCAGCUCUUGAUCUCACGCUCUACUUCCUGAGAGAGAUGAAGCAAAAUGGAGCUGCCAAUAGGCUAGAAGGCAAGAGUUUCAUGACAAUCUAUGAGCUGUUCUUCGUUCAUCAGCUAAAAUCUAACCUGAAGAAGAAGUAUCAAUGUGUGUUUGAAGGAAUUGCAAAACAAGGUGACUCUACACUUCUGAAUAACAUCUACACAGAUCUCUAUAUCACUCAGGGUUGUAGUGAACAGGUCAAUACUGAACAUGAGGUGAGACAGAUUGAAGUUGCUUCCAGACGUCAUGAAUCACAGGAAAUACAGGUUGAAUGCAAAAAUUUGUUUGAAGCACCUGAACAAGACAAGCAGAUCAGAACUGUGCUGACAAAAGGAGUUGCUGGCAUUGGAAAAUCAGUCUCUGUGCAAAAGUUUGUUCUGGAUUGGGCUGAAGGAAAAGAAAAUCAAGACAUUGGCUUCAUAUUUCCUCUUCCAUUCAGAGAGAUGAAUUUAAAGGAGAAAGAACCACAAAGUUUGAUAGACCUUAUAACCCAGUUUUUCCCAGAGACAAAAGGACUGAACCUUACAAGAAGGAAUCAAUUCAAAGUCCUGUUCAUCCUUGAUGGAUUAGAUGAAUUUCGUCUUCCUCUAAACUUUGACGGUAAUGAGACAUGGCAUGAUGUAUCAUCACCAGUCUCUUUGGAUGUUCUCCUGACAAACCUCAUCAAGGGAAAUCUGCUUCCUUCUGCUCUCAUCUGGAUCACCACCAGACCAGCAGCUGCCAGUAAGAUUCCUCCUGACUGUGUUGACCGAGUGACAGAGAUACGAGGAUUCAAUGAUGCACAAAAGGAGGAGUACUUCAAAAAAAGAUUCACAGAUGAGAAUCAGGCCAAAGAAAUAAUUGGUCAUAUUAAACAAUCAAAGAGUCUGCUUAUCAUGUGCCACAUCCCAGUCUUCUGCUGGAUUUCAGCCACUGUUCUACAGAACAUUUUGGAGCAGAAAAUAAAUAAUCAUGUAAAAAACAAUCAGACUGAUGAUACCUCUCAUACACUACAGGAAUCAAAUACUGAAGACACUCCCAAGACUCUGACACAAAUGUACACACACUUCCUCCACUUUCAGAUCCUGCAGAGCAGACGAAAGUAUGAUGGAAAAUACACAGCAGACGUUUCCUGGGAUAAAGAGGCUAUCCUUUCCCUGGGGAAACUGGCAUUUCAACAGUUGGAAAAGAACAAUGUGAUCUUCUAUGAUACAGAUCUGGAAGCCUGUGGUAUUGACGUCUAUAAGGCAUCAGUGUAUUCAGGCAUGUGUACCCAGAUCUUUAAGGAGGAAAAAGGGAUUGUUCUUGGUACCAUGUACUGUUUUGUUCAUUUGAGCUUUCAAGAGUUUAUUGCAGCACUUUAUGCACAUCUGUUUCUAGAUAUCAACAAAAAAAAUGUGUUUGAUCAAGACACUACAGAACAGGAGAACAAAAAUGAAACCAUGAUUAAUUUGCUCAAGACUGCAGUGGACAAGGCACUCAAAAGUGAUAAUGGACACUUGGACCUUUUCCUUCGCUUCCUUCUCGGUCUGUCACUCCAAUCCAAUUGGCUGCUUUUUCGUGGUCUGUUGACACAGCAAGAUGGCAAUGACCAGAGCAAAAAGGAAAUAGUUCAGUACAUCAAGCAGAAAUUAGAGGAUAAUUUGUCUCCAGAGAGAUCCAUCAAUCUGUUCUACUGUCUGAAUGAACUGAAUGAUCAAACUCUGGUGAAAGAGAUUCAGACUCACCUUAGCAAAGGGAAUCUGUCAACUACUGAUCUUUCUCCUGCCCAGUGGUCUGCUUUGGCUUUUGUGUUGUUGACAUCAGAGGAAGAGCUGGAGGAGUUUGAGCUUCAGAAAUUCAAGAAAUCAGACGAGUGUCUCAUUAGAUUAUCAGCAGUCAUCAAAACCUCCAAAAGAGCUCUGCUAAAUGAUUGUGACUUAAGAGACAAAAGCUGUUCAGCUCUGGCUACAGUUCUUGGAUCAGAUACCAAUCUGAAAGAGCUGAACCUGAACAAUAAUAAUCUGCAGGAUUCAGGAGUGAAGCUACUCUGUACUGGACUGAAGAAUAUACAGUGUAAAUUGGAGAUACUUAGGCUCAGUAAGUGUAAGCUAACAGAGGAAAGCUGUUCAGCUCUCACUUCAGUUCUCAGUUUGAACUCCAGUAGUCUGAAGGAUCUUGACCUGAGCAAUAAUAACCUGCAUGAUUCAGGAGUGAAGCUGCUCUCUGAUGGACUGAAAGUGAACUGUAAACUGGAGAAACUCAGGGCAAAAGCUCUGGCUUCAGCUCUGAGAUUCAACCCUUCACACCUGAUAGAGCUGGAUCUCACAGGAAAUGAUCAUGGACAAUUAGGAGUGGAGCAGCUCAGUGAUUUACUACAGGAUCCAAACUGUCAACUGAAGACACUGAGAUUUUUGGGUCCUGCUGCUGAUGAAGCCUGUCAGUAUGUGACUAGAGUUGUAGGUAAACACCCAUUAUUCCUGAGAGAGUUGAAUCUGAGUGGACAUAAACUAGGAGACGCACGAGUGAAUCAGAUCGCUGCUCUACUGCAGGAUAAACACUGUCAACUCCACACACUGAUUCUGCGUAUUUGCAGUAUUACAGAAGAACAGUGUCUUAUCCUGACUUCAGCUCUGAAAUCAAACCCAUCACACCUGAGAGAACUGGACCUCGGUGGGAAUGAACUGGAAGACACAGGAGUAAAUCACUUAUGUGACAUACUGAAGGAUUCACACUGUAAACUGGAGAGAUUGAGGUUAAGAUACUGUGAUAUGACAGACGAAGACUGUUUUCAUCUGACUUCAGCUCUGAAUUCAAACCCAUCACAUUUGAGAGAGCUGGACCUAAGUUUGAAUGAAUUAGGAGACUCUGGAUUUGAAAACCUCAGUGAUCUGCUGAUGAACCCACAAUGCAAUUUGACAAAACUACUUCUGAGUAGAUGCAGUUUUACAGAAGAUCAGAGUUUCAUCCUGACUUCAGCUCUGAAAUCCAUCUCAUCACACCUGAGAGAGCUGGACGUCAGUGAGAAUAAAAUGUACAACACAGGAGUGUAUCAAUUACGUGAUAUACUGAAGGAUUCACAAUGUAACCUGGAGAGGAUGAGGUUGAGAUGCUGUGAUUUGACAGAUGAAGGUUGUUCUGCCCUGACUUCAGCUCUGAAAUCAAACCCAUCACACCUGAGAGAGCUGGACCUGAGUAUGAAUGAACUAGGAGUUUCUGGAGUUGAAAACAUCUGUGAUCUACUGAUGAACCCACAAUGCAAGCUGGAGAAACUAUAUCUGCGUGGAUGUAGCAUUACAGAGGAACAGUGUCUCAUCCUGACUUCAGCUCUGAAAUUAAACCCAUCACACCUGAGAGAGCUGGACCUGAGUAUGAAUAAAAUAAAAAACACAGGAGUGAAUCACUUGUGUAAUGUAUUGAAGGAUUCACACUGUAAACUGGAGAGAUUGAGUCUAAAUGACUGUGCCAUUACAGAUGUUUCUUCUUUAACUCAGUCUUUGACAAACAAAAAAGCACUGCAGUUUUUAAAAGAACUUGAUCUGAAAAACAAUAACAUUCAAGACUCAGAGAAGCAGCUCAUUGAUGUGCUGCGAGACUCAAACUGUAAAUUGAGACUAGAGAGAGAUUGCUUGUUUCCCAGGUGGAUGUCGACCAGGACCAGUAACGAGGACCAGUAAUGAUCAGGUCUCUGCCCCUCACAAGGCCUCAUGGACCAGUGGACUGAUGAUGGGAAGAGCAUCAUUUAAAAAGCCCAGAGGUAGAUUGGAUGAUGUGGGUUGUAGUGCUUGAAAAAGCAAUUUACAGUGAUUAUUGAGUGUUAGUUUGUGUUGUGUAUUAGUAAAAACAUUUUUAGAGAACAUUGUGAUAGUGUAAUACUGUAAAUAGUUUAUAUACUGCUUACUUUCACAGAGGCUGUAGGGGUUGGGUGCUAUUUUAUUUUCUAUUUCUUGUUUAUUGCUAGUUAAGAAGACAGGGAAGCUCUCUUUAUUUUUGUUACAUUUCUUAACAUUUGUUAACGCACAAAUAUCCAGUAUAUUGUCUUUGUUCUGUGGAUGGAGCCUCUCCUUCAUCAGUCCAGAUCAACUAAACUUCAAGUACCAGUUAAAAGCAUUAACAGCAUGUACCUUCCACUCGUUCCACUCUACAUAGACUAAUGCAUUUUGUUUAACAGUUAUCUUCUUUUUCACCACCUGUUUUAGAAA
Sinocyclocheilus grahami is the source of this 4914-nucleotide messenger RNA. Its product is annotated as NACHT, LRR and PYD domains-containing protein 3-like. Lineage: Eukaryota; Metazoa; Chordata; Actinopteri; Cypriniformes; Cyprinidae. The record is from RefSeq and is a predicted model, not a curated record. Gene Ontology annotation, molecular function: protein binding. The transcript is spliced from 20 exons. Bases 283 to 4389 code for a protein of 1368 amino acids.